AUGAUGUCCUCGGCCGUCAGGCCCGCUUCAGAAGUGUCUAUCUCGGCCGUCGGCACCGCCACCAUGGCUCCCACUACGCUGCCGCCGUUGACAUUCAAUGACCCUGGCGACCUUCGAAUCGUCCUCGUACCAACCUCUGACGAUGGUGACACCGUUUCAGAACACCCACCUUCGGUGGUUAACCACCGAUUUUCGACCGAUAGCUACAGGUCCUACAAGGCACCAAACCAAGACAUCCCGACACACCCCGUCCCGGCCAUGCAAGAAGCCUUCGCCGAGUCUUUGGACGAAGUCACCAGUGGUGGCGAUGGGCCCGGUAAACCCAAACUAAGAGACCUCGACGCAAAGGGGCGUCGAGCGAGGCUACUUGAGCAAGACGCCGAGGAUGAGCCUUACGACACGACAUGGCGUUAUCGGCCAGGCCAGCAGCAGCACGAAAUGUACAAGCUCAUUUCGCAAAUCACGUUUGGCGUCUACCUCCUUCUCAACAGCCUGGCUGCCGACAAUGGACAGGUCGUGACGAUUCUUCAGGGGCAUAUCGAUGAGGUGGACGAGUUUCUUGAGGUGAUGCUCGAGGACUUUGCCCAGGCCCACAAGGAUCUCACAGAGCGUAUUGCCCAUCUUCAACUCCCCAUGGCCAACAGGCAGGCUUUUGAGGGUAUGCUCGAGGAUCGCAACUUUCGAGCCCAGAUUCUGUCAGGGAACGAGAAGAUUGACCACAUUCUUGCCCGGACCAAUGCCGCCAUGAAGCAGUGGGACGACGAUAUCGAUGCUGGCCUCCGAUCGAGCGAGGCAUUCAUGGAAUGGCUCAAUGAGCAGAAGGACACCAAGUGGCCAGACUCUGAACCAGAUCUGAACAGCAUUUUUCUAGCCAUGAAGGGCAAUGCCGACGGCUGGCUCAACGCCUUUGACGAAUUGAACAAUCAAGCGCAGGAUCUAAACGGCUUGAUCAUUAAGCUCAUGACCAUUGUGGCCGAGAUGGAAAAGACGGCCGGCGAGGUCAGCCGUAAAACUUGGGCAGCCAUUCCACCCUUUUCCUUGCCCGUGAAUGCACCUCGCGAAUCAACAGCAAGCUCCUCCUCACCGUCGAUCAAGUCGGAUCCCAAGUCCACGCCUGUGGCUAGCAUUCGCAGCUCCAAGUCGACUACAACCCUCCCAGCUGCCAGCCUCAAACCUAAAGACCCCGAAGUCAAUACUCUUAACGACGUCAGCACUCUUAGCGAUUUCCCUCUGCCAGGGGCAGCUCCUUUGCUGCCACCAACUCGGUUCACCCCUCGUCCGUCACCGAACCUCAGUGCCUCAUCCUCAUCUUCUGGGCCCAAUCUCAGCGCUUCGUCACCCGCAUCGUCUGGUGCUACCACCCCUAAGGCGUCUGUCACGGAGGAAAAGCAGGAGGAACCUGAAGCCGGUGAUGAUCUUGGCGGACUUGACGGUGGACCGUUGUUCAUCCUUCAGCCACGAACCUACACGCCGCAACCGCCUGCCUCACCCGUGGCUAAGAGCCCUGAAUCACCCAAAAUCGAAGAACAAAUCCAAAGGCACACUCUUACACAAUCUGUCCGAGAAUCAGUAGGAUUGGAGAAGAGGACAUCUUUGCGGCAGCGUGUGUCUCAGAAAACAACACCGCCCGUGUCUAUCCAAAUUCCUCCAAGGAACACUAUCGAGAUACAGUCGUCGCUGCGGCCAUCUCCUGGAGGCAUAACGCCACGUACCUCGAAAUCGCAAGCUCCCGACUACUCACAUGCCUCAGAUCUUGAAGCUUACCAGCCUCAUCGUCUUCCUCGAGCCACCUCACACGCAGACUUCGGGGCUCCUGUGCGUCCUCUCAUGCCCUCGCCUCAUUCUGAACACCACCAAUUUUAUCAUAAUACGAUUCCUGUCCGUGCAUCACCCCACUCUCCCCUGCAGCAGAGGCCGCAUACUGCAGGUCCGGCCGACCAGUACCAUCAAUCGGGAUAUUUCCCUGGCCACCAACGCAACCAGCCAUCUCGAAUGGGCGCCAUGAGCACGCUAAGCAGCGUGACAACGGCGACUUAUGACGAUGCUGCUACCGUGACAUCGCGGGCUACAACCCAAGCUGGAGGCAAGCGGGUUAAGAAGAAGAAGAGUGCCUUUGGGUGGCUCAAGAAGGCGUUUAGCAUGGACGAGGACGAAAAGGCAGAGUAUGAGGCACGCAGAGCCAUGCAGUACCGCGACAACUACUACGAUGGGCACAGCCCCAAGUUCUUGGACGGAAAGAGAAUUCGAUAA
Molecule: messenger RNA, 2250 nt
Organism: Fusarium keratoplasticum
Lineage: Eukaryota; Fungi; Ascomycota; Sordariomycetes; Hypocreales; Nectriaceae
Exons: 2
Coding region: 1-2250 (749 amino acids)
Source: RefSeq, a predicted model, not a curated record